Lathyrus oleraceus (garden pea) is the source of this 489-nucleotide messenger RNA. Its product is annotated as eukaryotic translation initiation factor 4 gamma-like. The transcript has a single exon. The coding region runs from base 1 to 489 and encodes 162 amino acids. The record is from RefSeq and is a predicted model, not a curated record. Lineage: Eukaryota; Viridiplantae; Streptophyta; Magnoliopsida; Fabales; Fabaceae.
AUGACCUAUGAAGCCUUCAAACUGAAAGGCCUUUCUGAACAAGUUCGUAAGGACUUUGUCAGAGAUGUUGGAGUAAGGCUACAAGCCCGCUUGGUCAGAGAAGCUGAGGAAAAUGCCCGAAAGGAAGCAAAAGAGAAAGCUCGCCUGGAAGAGGAGCAACGAAUCAGAGAAGCUGAAGAGAAGGAUGAUGUUGAAGCUACUGCAACUGCUGUUGAGGCUGAGGCAAAAGCAAAAGCCGAAGCUGAAGAAGAAGCACGCAUUGUUAUAGAGGAAGCUGCAAAGGACAAUGUUGAUGCUCUAACUCAGGGGGAGCAAUCCAACUCUAGCUUUUCCCCUCUGGUAUUGAAAACUCUAGAGGAACUGCAAAAGGAGCAACAAGUUGUGAAGGCAAGAUUGGAUCACCAGGACUCCGUCAACAACAAACAUUCAGAACCUGUUGACUCAACUGCUUCAAAGAAUGCCUCCACCUCCAAACCUUUAGGAACUUAG